Leptosia nina is the source of this 3090-nucleotide messenger RNA. The record is from the annotation of a GenBank genome assembly. Lineage: Eukaryota; Metazoa; Arthropoda; Insecta; Lepidoptera; Pieridae.
AUGGCAACCACACCGUCAUAUAAUAAUGACAAAGUGGUCACAGGCGAAGUGGAGUAUCCUGCUGGCGAUCCAGCUUCAGGGGCUUUCUUUCAACCGGAUUAUAAAAAAAAUGAAGACUUAAAGCAGAUGUUAGAUGGGUCCAAAGACUCAUUAAAACUGGAGGCAAUGAAGAGGAUAAUAGGAAUGAUUGCAAAAGGGAGAGAUGCUUCAGACUUAUUUCCUGCAGUUGUGAAAAAUGUUGUAUCUAAAAACAUAGAGGUUAAAAAAUUGGUGUAUGUCUAUUUGGUGCGUUAUGCUGAAGAACAGCAAGACUUGGCUCUUUUGUCUAUAAGCACAUUCCAAAGAGCACUUAAGGAUCCCAAUCAACUAAUACGAGCAAGUGCUCUUCGUGUUUUGUCUUCCAUUCGAGUACCAAUGAUUGUGCCUAUUGUGAUGCUAGCUAUUAGAGAUUCAGCAAGUGACAUGAGCCCCUAUGUGAGGAAGACCGCAGCACAUGCCAUACCCAAGUUAUAUAGUUUGGAUCCAGAUCAGAAAGAGGAAUUAGUGGCUAUUAUAGACAAGUUGCUAUCGGAUAAAGCACCACUUGUUGUUGGCUCAGCUGCUAUGGCUUUUUCCGAAGUUUGUGCAGACAGGAUGAGUCUUAUACAUAGAAGUUAUAGGCAACUUUGUUCGUUAUUAGCAGAUGUCGAUGAAUGGGGACAGCUUGCUUUGCUAAAUGUACUUACAGUGUAUGCUAAGACUUGCUUCCCGGAUCCCAACAAUGAUAAUUAUUCGAGCGAGAGUGAAACGGAAAAACCAUUCUACGAGUCUGAUAGCGAUGCGAGUGAAACUCAAAAGCGUACAUCCAGCUCACCGACAGUCGAUCCGGAUUUGAGACUGCUAUUGAGAGCCGCUAAACCGCUAUUGCAGAGUAGAAAUGCUGGCGUCGUGAUGGCCGUGGCUCAGCUGUUUUAUCAUUGCGGUCCAGUGCAAGAGUUGCCACCUGUAGCUAAAGCGAUGGUUCGUCUUCUGCGAGCUCACGUUGAAGUCCAGAGCGUCGUACUCAACUCCAUUGCAGCUCUCACUGUGACUAAGCGAGCCCUCUUCGAGCCCUUUUUAAAGUCGUUCUUCGUCCGCAACUCGGAUCCAACGCAUGUAAAGUUGCUAAAACUCGAAAUCCUAACGAAUCUAGCGACGGAGGCCAGUGCGCCGGUUGUACUGCGCGAAUAUCAGACGUAUGUCACAUCUAGUGAUAAGGCGUUUGUCGCGGCGACUAUUCAGGCAAUCGGGAGACUCGCUGUCGCCAUACAAACUGAGACUGAGACAUGCCUCAACGGAUUGUUGCAUUUGCUCUCGAGUAAAGAUGAGUGGGUGGUGUGCGAAGCAGUUGUGGUGGUAAAGCGAGUUGUAGGAGGUGGAGCUAGUUCUGCUCGUGCUGCUGUUUCCCGAGCUGCAAAAUUGCUUCGAUCUGAUAGAUUGGCUGGCAAUGCCCGUGCAGCUGCCGUAUGGCUCGUAGCAGAACACGGGGCAAAGCACCCGCGUGCGGCAGCCAUCUUAGCACAUAUGAUCUCCAACUUUGCUGAUCAGGAUGAAUUAGUAAAACUCCAAUUACUGUCGCUCGCUGUGAAACUGUCUAUAACGCAACCAGAUACACUGCCAAUGUGUCGUUACGUGUUGCAUCUCGCUCGGUACGAUGCAAGUUAUGAUGUGCGAGACAGAGCGAGAAUGUUGCGGAAGUUUAUCGAGCCGCAAAAUGAUUCAUUGCUGGCGCAGUACGCUGCUGAUAUCUUCUGCCCAGACAAGCCUAAGCCUACAAUCCAAAGCAGUUUUAAGGAUCGCGACCAAUACACCUUGGGCUCUCUCUCGCAGUACAUCGGCAGCGCAGCGGGCUGUUAUACACCGCUACCCACUUCACCCGCAGAGCCGGUGGCAGCUGAUUUGCGCGAACCACCUCCAGUGGAAACUCAGCCUGCUCCUGUUCAGAAAAACAAAACGUUUUACUCGGAGCCCGAGGGCGACUCAGGAUCUACAUCUAGUGGUUCAGAGACAUCUAGUGGUUCAGAAGAAUCCUCGGAAGAUGAAGAAGAAAAGCAUGAAGAUGAAGAAAAACCGAAGGAAGCCAAUAAUUAUAAAUCGAACUCUGAAACUUCGGACAGUGAGUCAGAUAGCGAGACAUCAAGCUCGGACGGAAGCGGAUCUGAUAAUGAGGAUAGCAGUGACGAGGCGCCACAGACUAACGAUGACCAGCAAGAACAAAAAGAAGAGUCUAAUAAGAAUGAGAAGUCGAACUUGGAACUACUCUUAGAGCUGGACGAGGUGGCAAGCACUCUACCCACUAUGACCCCGACUUGUGGGGGAUUCCUAUCCCCACCAACUGUACCACCGAUGGGUUUAAGCGAAGCGGACAUGAUAACGCCAGUUGGCCCAAGCAUCGUGCCCAACAAAAGCACUGAAUUGAUAUCGCGCGUGAUGUCCGGAGGCUUGUCUGUCCAUAGCCGUUGGACGCGCGCCCCUCACCUCUACUCGAAUAAGAUGUGCGCAAUACAACUCACUCUUACCAACCAUACAGCUGAUGAAGUCACCAAUAUACGACUCAAUAAAAAGAUUGUUUCUGGAUCUCGCAGUAUUCACGAGUUCUCCCCUAUUUCAUCACUGGGUCCAGGCGCGUCCACCACGACGCUGCUGGGAGUGGACUUCGGGGACUCUAUACAACCAGUCGAGUUCACAAUAGCUAGCUCUCUAGGUGAAAUGAAUAUAGUGAUAACACCACAGGUGGGCGAGUUGAUACGUGCAGUCAAUAUGUCGGAAGUGAGAUGGGCGAGAGAGCAGAGGAAAUUGAGAGGAAUGACUGAGUGUGACAAAAAGGCGCCGAAAUUAGAAAACGAUCUAAUAAUGUGUACGAGAGUUUUCGAGACUGCCAAUUUGGGUGCCGUAGACUCGCCUACCGACUUCCUAAAAUUCGCCGGUCGUCUCAUGUCAUCGCAAGACCUGGUACUGCUCUCUGUGCGUAUAGAAAGUGACCACUCCGUAGUAACAGUGAAUUGUCCAAACAUGGCUAUCGCUUCGAUGCUAGCUAACGACAUUUCCAGUUCUUUCAGUAAAUAUUAUUAA